Serpula lacrymans var. lacrymans S7.9 is the source of this 734-nucleotide messenger RNA. RefSeq lists its product as uncharacterized. The record is from RefSeq and is a predicted model, not a curated record. The transcript is spliced from 6 exons. Gene Ontology annotation, cellular component: MIS12/MIND type complex. Bases 21 to 632 code for a protein of 203 amino acids. NCBI's taxonomy places the organism in Eukaryota, Fungi, Basidiomycota, Agaricomycetes, Boletales, Serpulaceae. Gene Ontology annotation, biological process: chromosome segregation.
GCAACGCGUCGAGCUCAACGAUGGCAACGACAUCGGCGUCGGACAGUAAACGGUGGACACAUUUCCACUCGGCAUUACAGCUCGCCAUUCAACGUUCUGCACGCAAAUGGACCUAUGAAGACUUUACCGAAUGUUUUUCUCUAUGGUGCAAAGAAGAACCAAAUGGCGCGUCUGCUGUGUUUAAUGCUGUCUCAAGGCAUAUGGAAUCUACAAUAUCUAACAGUUGUGAAGACCUAUUCAAAGAGUAUAAUGUUAGGGAGAGUAUCAACAUAUUGCAUGCUGUCGUUACAGAAGCUCGUGCACGAAAGCAGCGCGGAGAACUAUCGGGGAAAGACGUUUGGAAAGAGGAUUUACAACCUCGAGUUGCUGCUCGUGCUCAUGUGGUGCCUAUUCUAGAAGGGGAGGUCGAUCGCCUGAAAGCAACAUUGAAAGCUCUCGAAGAAGAAAAUCUGAAACUGCAAGCUCAAUUUCGAGAGAAUGUCAGGAAACAGGAAGAAACAGAUGCGAAGACGACCGAGCUUCUAGAUAUUCUCGACGAUAUCUACCACAAGUGGAAUAAACUUCCCCACGAAGAUAUGGAAUUGUGGACACUCCAGACUGCUGAAUCAUUAGGCUCGACACGGCCACCAUGAUCGGGGUGACUGAAAAUCAACGUAGCAGAGAACGGAAAGCCGAUAGAAAGAACACCAUACAACUUGCCAAGGACAGGCAUCAAGUUUGAACACAUCUGGGAG